AUGGCUCUCGCUUUGCCUUCGCUGCGGCCUACAUCCGCAUUCCGCACGGCAUGCGUGCGCCGUGCUGCACCCGGCUGGCAGGAACAUCAGGCGCGCCUCCACAGUCACCUACAGCCCCGUGCCGCCUUUGGCGUCGUGGGUGCCGCGGCCCUUGCGGCUGCACGAGGUCUCCGGCAGCGCCACAGCCGCUCCAGCAGGGCUUCAUGCACCCUCCGAGCUACCUCUUCUGCCCCGGACAACGUUGCGCUGGUCUUCGUCAAGCCUCAUGCCUGCACCCCUCAGGUGUUGGAGAUGCUGCCACGCUUCCUGGAGGGGCGGGGCGUCGAGGUCCUGCGCUCUGGAUCCGUAGCUGCUGAGGAGAUUGAGGCAGAGGGCAUCAUCGACCAGCAUUACGAAGCCAUCGCCAAGAUUGGCAUGGCUCGAAAUCUGGAUUCCUUGGGCUUGGGAAACGACGAGGCGGCGAAGUUUGAGAAAGGCUACGGCAGGAGCCUCUCAGAUGCCAUGUCGGCGGGUGAAGUCUGCAGUGCUGUGACCGCCAUGGAGAUCCUCCAAGUGGAGCCCGGUGAGCUGUUGCAACGCUGCCUCGAUGCCGGCUACGAGAAGCUCAGGUCUGGUCUUUACUGCGCCAAGCUUGGAGGCGGUGAAACCGGGCAGCUCUUUGUCUUGAACGGCUUCUACGCCCGCAUGCGUGAGAAGUUCACCAAAGCCGGAGUGGUCGUCCACUGGCACGUCGUCGGAUUCGAUUCGGCGAAGUUGCCCUGGAUGAAGUUCCGGAGCGAAGUCAUCGGCGCCACCAACCCGGUGGAUGCUGUCACGGGAUCCUUGCGGGCCAGGAUCCGGGACGAGUGGAAAGAUCUCGGUUUAGCGGCAGAGACCAACUAUCAGGAUAACGGUGUCCAUGCCAGUGCCUCGCCACUGGAAUCGCUGAGGGAGCGACAGGUGUGGCUCGGAGAAGACGUUUCUGUCGACGCCUUCG
Messenger RNA from Symbiodinium sp. CCMP2592, 976 nucleotides. Lineage: Eukaryota; Dinophyceae; Suessiales; Symbiodiniaceae. The record is from the annotation of a GenBank genome assembly.